UGUUCCGUACAUCAAUAACCGCGGCAUCCAAAUACUUAAAAAUUAUUAUUCUUUAUUAAGUGUAUAUAACGCUAUCUCUCCAGAUCCAAUUUAAUAAAAAAUCGGUUGCCAAUAGUCUGAUUGUCGUGGCUUAUCUAUGUGUAUUUAACUUAUAGAUUUUAACAUUCCAAACGAGUUCUGUAGUUCUUUAUUAAUUAUAAAUAUUUUAAUUUGAAUUAUUAAACAAGUUGUUUUGUAGAUAAAAUUCCUAAACAAUAUUUUUGAUUAUAAUUAUUAGUAGUUAUAAUGAAUUUUGAAAAAACAACCAUGGAUUAUUUAUUUUGUGUUGAGAAACAAGCUGAAGAAAUACUUGUAGAUAAAAGUGAAAUUGUAGCAUUGGAUAAGAAGAGAAAUGAUAAUCGUAUGGCAAUUAGAGCAAUAAUAAAUAAUAAAAUGCCUCAAAAUAAAACAUGGAUAGCAGUUGGUCCCUUAUUAAUAAAAGUUACUGAAAAUAGAGCUAAGGAAAUGUUACAAGAAGGUAUCAAAGUAAUUCUUGUUGAAAAUAUAUUUAUAUCUUCUUUUAAACAGAAAAUAUUUUCAGAUCAAAUUCUGCUUGAUAGCCGCAUUAAUAAAAUACAUAGUGAUCUUAAAAUCAAGGUUAAUAAACUAAGAGAUAUGGAAUAUCAAGAACCAGUUAAAGGACUGUUUUUAAAUCCAUUAACAAAGAAAGAAAUGAAUGCAAUGAAUCAAUUACUUAGUGGACAUUCUUCAUAAAUUAGUUUUAAUAAAUAAAAUUUACAUUUUUAUUUUUUAUAUAUUAUUACAUUACAUAAAUUAAUAAUAAAAAAAAAAAGAUUAUUAAACAAC
Messenger RNA from Daktulosphaira vitifoliae (grape phylloxera), 846 nucleotides. RefSeq names its product p53 and DNA damage-regulated protein 1 (gene Pdrg1). Bases 286 to 753 code for a protein of 155 amino acids. NCBI's taxonomy places the organism in Eukaryota, Metazoa, Arthropoda, Insecta, Hemiptera, Phylloxeridae. The transcript is spliced from 2 exons. The record is from RefSeq and is a predicted model, not a curated record.